UUGAGUACGUAUGGCUACAUUUUAUUACAACGAGAAAAAGCAAAGAAAACAAACGGGAAACCAGAACCAAAAGUGAAAUCAAAAUCUGUCCAGACAUUAAGAAACUGGAGGAAUAGAUUUAGAUCGAAUCCCUUCCAUCGUUUAGAAGAAAUACCUUUAGCAGAUAUUGAAGAAGGAUUUACAUCAGUGACUAACACAGAAAAUAAGAAGAUGGCUACACAAAAAAUAGAGGAUACAGCAGAAGACAUUGAUAGAAACAUGCAUCACAUAACUGCUCCUUCAGAUGCACAUGUCCCAGAUAUUGAAAAAGAAGUACUUCCUAUUAACACCGAAAAUAAGAUGGCUACACAAAAAAUCGAAGAUAGAGCAGAAGACAUGGAUAGAAACAUGAAUCCUAAUCCAUCUUACUCGACCGUUUCUGGAAGAAGAAAAAGAUCUCAGCAUAAAUCUAAUACAGAUAAUGAAAUACUGUAUGAUGCAACAGUCGAGAGGAAUUCAUUGAAUGUCAAUUCCAUCUCUCGGAACUACAACUCGGACCCUGUGGAAUCCCAUGUCAAGCUGAGUUCAAGCAAGCCGACACCCGUCUGUUCCCUAGAGAGAGCUGUGAUAAUGGGGAACCAGUAUUCCGUGGAUUAUUCCGAGAGUUUGAGCACCCUUGAAGUCGGUUGCGGAGUUUAAGUUUUUACUGAGGUUUAGAUGUAUAGUAAAAAUUUGAUUUUAAAUAGUCCAUUUUGUGGCUUGUAUGCAAGAAUUACUUUUUGGUA
Gigantopelta aegis is the source of this 764-nucleotide messenger RNA. RefSeq lists its product as uncharacterized. Lineage: Eukaryota; Metazoa; Mollusca; Gastropoda; Neomphalida; Peltospiridae. The record is from RefSeq and is a predicted model, not a curated record. The transcript is spliced from 7 exons. Bases 211 to 678 code for a protein of 155 amino acids.